CGCUAUCAUCUUUGGCACGGCCUGCAACGCCUCUUUCCAUCUCCACAGCGACUCCAUCGUCCAAACCAUCGUCUGCUUCGCUUGGAAGAGUCGCCCCCUGCCCCUCUCCCUCCCCGUCGUCGCGAACAACUACCCCGCUUCAUCGUCACUGGCAAACGAGCAUACGCUGCUUUUCCUCUUCUGCACGCAACAGCUUUAGACCUACCGCCGGCACAAUGGUUGUUCAUAAUAUAAAAGACCGCACCUCCUUCGAAACUGCCGUCUCCACCACCACCGCCGCUGGUGCCGCCAGCAACGCAGCAACCACGGGCCAAAAGACCCCUCUCAUCGUCAUAGACUGCUUCGCCACCUGGUGCCCCCCAUGCAAGGCCAUCGCGCCCAAGCUCGUCGAGUUCUCCGAGCAGUACCCGAACGUGGGCUUCUACAAGGUUGACGUGGACGAGUGUCCGGAUGUCGCGCAGGAGCUGGGCGUGCGGGCGAUGCCGACGUUUGUUUUCUUCAAGGACGGACAGAAGGUCGACGAAGUAGUUGGGGCCGUGCCGGCGUCGAUUCUGGCGGUGAUUGAGAAGUAUGCCUCUUAGUAGGGGCUUACUUUCUUUUCCUUUUCUUUUCGCUUUCUUUUCGCUCUAUUUUCAUCUUCUCUGGAAGGAUGAGGGUUGAUGGUCGGAAAGAGGGGGAAUGGGGCCGGGGUUGGUGUGAGUAGAUAGAUGGUAUAUGUGGUUUUGUGCCCCUUUUUCUUUUCCUUUUCCUUUUCCUUUUCUUUUUCCUUUUCUUUUUUUUCUUUUAGCUUGCUUCUUCCUUCAUCCCCUGGAACUGGGAAUGUGGAAAUUAGCAAGAAAAGAAAAAAGAGGUAAAGGGUGGGGGAAAAGUAACGACCCACAUGAUCGAUGGGAUGGGGAAAGGAUAUGUGUCUUAAUUUUUUUUUCUUCCCCAAUACCAUAUGAUGUAUACCUUUUGCUUCUGCUUUUUGCCCUAAGAAAAAGGCUUUAACUUACCAUCAAAUG
Molecule: messenger RNA, 1004 nt
Organism: Histoplasma capsulatum G186AR
Lineage: Eukaryota; Fungi; Ascomycota; Eurotiomycetes; Onygenales; Ajellomycetaceae
Product: thioredoxin
Exons: 2
Coding region: 216-581 (121 amino acids)
Source: RefSeq, a predicted model, not a curated record